CUACUUCAUUGUCUGUGGCCGUCAUUCUUCAUAUACUUUAGGCAUAUAUUUCUUUGCAUAAUGACGAGUUUAUACCCAUUGAUUCACGGUGUAGUGGCGGCGUUUGGGUUUUAUGUUGCUUGUGUGCUUUAUCUACGUUUCGUUAAGUCUGGAAGCAAGAAUGAGAUCCAAGUGGGACAUUUUCAAAAUGACGCCAAAACGAAUAACAAGAAUGAAGACGUGGACCCGUUCUUCAUUACUCCAUUACCAGACUUCAACUGGGAAGUGACCGAACCGCUGAAGAUCUGGAAUUUGAAGCCCAAAUAUCACUUAACAAUGGCUGUCGAGACAUCUUCUCUUUCGGAACUGCUUGAGUUCGACAAGAACUAUCUAGAUCGCAUCACUCUCCGAAAGCAGAUAAUUCAAGAACACCACUCCAUUGCCAUCCAAGCCGACUCCACCGUCAUCCCAGCAGUAAACGAACUCUACGUCUUCCUCAUUUCCACUUACCUUCCGACUCGCUAUCCAAGAAUAUUUACCCUUUUCCCAACCACGCUCCUCAACCACGCAACGAAUGAGCAUCUUUCACUAACUCCGCCCUCGGACCCAGUCCGUACCUUUGAAAUACUCGGUGAGAACAUUGACGAGGAUUUCCUGCUUCUGUUACCAAGCGAAGACGGAGAUGGGUAUCGAUUGAAAGGUUACGUGACGUGCUUCCCAGCUGGUUUCAACACGAAAGAGAAAUUCGGGAUGAAGUUGAGAGAGAUCCAUGUCCCUGUUCCGGGAUACAAGGCGAAGCUCGAGAAAAGCAUGGAUCGUUUUUUUGAUAGGCUCGAAGUUGGAAAGGUUGUCAAGAGAUCAAACUGGUCAAUCAACACAAAAGAACAGCUAUUUGCAGCUAGCGGAACUCAUCUGUACGAAGGCGAAGAAGCAGUCGAAGAAGAAGUGAACAUCGAUACGACCUUCCUUCGAUGUGAGCGUCAGCUCCUUCAUCGUCUGCCCCAGACCAAAGCUCUGUGCUUUAAUUUCAAGACGUAUCUUUAUCCGUUGAGAGAUGUCAAGGAGGAGGGCUCAGGAGAGGAUCUGGCGAAUGCGAUUGAUGGGUUGAAGGAAGGGAGUGUGCCCGAGAUGCAUUUUUAUAAGCGAGGGGUUGUGUGGGGAGAGAAGGUUAAGGAGUAUUUGAGGAGUUGAGAGAGGGAGGGUCAUGUGAUAGAGAUUUGCUAUGUUCGGAUUCGAGAAGAUUACUACGACCAGUAUCUAGAUAUCAUACCCGCAU
Mollisia scopiformis is the source of this 1255-nucleotide messenger RNA. RefSeq lists its product as uncharacterized. The coding region runs from base 316 to 1170 and encodes 284 amino acids. The record is from RefSeq and is a predicted model, not a curated record. Lineage: Eukaryota; Fungi; Ascomycota; Leotiomycetes; Helotiales; Mollisiaceae. The transcript is spliced from 4 exons.